Molecule: messenger RNA, 801 nt
Organism: Saccharomycopsis crataegensis
Lineage: Eukaryota; Fungi; Ascomycota; Saccharomycetes; Ascoideales; Saccharomycopsidaceae
Gene: SRB5
Product: Srb5p
Exons: 1
Coding region: 1-801 (266 amino acids)
Biological process (GO): regulation of transcription by RNA polymerase II; termination of RNA polymerase II transcription
Cellular component (GO): mediator complex; core mediator complex
Molecular function (GO): transcription coregulator activity
Source: RefSeq, a predicted model, not a curated record
AUGGUCCAGGAACUAAGUCUCGUUUCGACAAUCAACAAAAAGGAAUUCAACUUUGUCAUCAACAGUCUCAUUGCCCUAACUGGCCAAAAACCACGAAGCUUGACUAAUGAAAAUAUCAUUUAUAGCCCCAUCAUCAACCUCAAGUACUUGCAGUCAAAGCAAGCCAUUAAUAACUCAGUGAAUCUCAACCAAAUAGAACAACAUCUUGUGAAAAUCAGAAGAAGCUGGCAGAUGUAUUCCCCCGGAAAGAAAAACCCUAAUGUCGUGGUCAAUGAAAUUCUAAGUAAUGAUAAUCAAUUGUUCAUGAAGAAAGUUGGGGCAGGGGAUGUAAAAUUGGGAGAGCGAGAUACCACUAAUGAUGGCGAAAAUCAAUAUAGUUUUCAAAUCAGUGAUAUUCCUGCUGCGGGAAAGCGUAAAGUGUCGUCGCAGACAAUAUAUGAGGUGAACAUCAAGCAAAGUGCAACAGCGUUGAGAUCUUACAUGAUGAACUUAGGGUACGUUGAAAAGCAGCGGUUUUUGAUAAAGGGCUUGAAGUUUUUGUACAACGGGGUGGUGAACAUUGAAAUAUUCCAGGUGUUUGCCAUUGAUGCGACCGAUGGGAAGACUGUGGUUCAAAUCAUUGAUGGCUCCGAAAACUGGUUCUUAAAAGCUUAUGUUAACGUGGCCAAGAUCACCGAUAUUUCGUUGAUCAAUAAAGCUUCCAGCGAUCUAGCAUUGUUACAAAAGAAUGUGGGGAACUUGAUCAAGCUAAAGAUUCCUGAUAGAGGAUUGAUGGACUCGAGAAUCAAUGACAAUUUAUGA